AUGCGCAUUGCUGCUGCUGCUGCUGCUGCGGGCGACACCACAACUUCCACAGCAGCAACAGCAGCAGAGGGCGAAGAGUUGGUUGGCCAGUUACACGGGAACCGCGCAGCUGCCUUAUUUCACCUAAAGAAAUACAAAGAAUGCGUCGAUGAUUGCACAGCGGCUCUGAAACAAAGUCCCCUCAACCCCAAAUUCCUCCACCGCAGGGCAAUGGCCUGGGCGGCACAAAAAGAAACAGAAAAAGCACUCAGUGACCUCAGACAAACCUUGCAACUCCUGCAGCAACAGCAGCAACAAGAAAAGCAGCAGCAUCAAAAACAGCAACAGCAGCAGCAGCGGGACCAGCUGCACGAGGACAUGCAGCAACCGGAAUUGGGAGGUGUAGUUCCCGAUUCUUGUUUGUCUGCUGCUGCGUCGUCUCGUUUGUCGCUAAUUAGGCGAAUAGAGGCGGAGAUAAAGAAAAUACAAGCGCAAGCAGCAGAGCGGAUGAGACGGGAGCAGCAAAAGAGGAAAGACGCGCUCCUGCGGCCCCUCGACACAGACGACUGCCGCUUCCCGUCAGAGCAGCUCAGGCCCCUCACCGUCAUUGAUGUUGUAGCGUCCCAAUCAGCAGUUUAA
Messenger RNA from Eimeria acervulina, 618 nucleotides. RefSeq lists its product as hypothetical. The coding region runs from base 1 to 618 and encodes 205 amino acids. The record is from RefSeq and is a predicted model, not a curated record. The transcript has a single exon. Lineage: Eukaryota; Apicomplexa; Conoidasida; Eucoccidiorida; Eimeriidae. Gene Ontology annotation, molecular function: protein binding.